This is a messenger RNA of Dovyalis caffra, 1866 nucleotides long. NCBI's taxonomy places the organism in Eukaryota, Viridiplantae, Streptophyta, Magnoliopsida, Malpighiales, Salicaceae. The record is from the annotation of a GenBank genome assembly.
AUGUGGUUAGCAAGCAUAAAUCUAGAUGUAGAAAAGCAGAUUUUGCCGGAAGCACUUCCAGCACUCAUCCAAUACAUCUCAUCAAAGGAAGUGGAUGGCUUCGAUAGCGUUGAACUAAACAAAAUCUUGAAUGAGCAGCUUCAAGCAAGUGGUUCUCAACCUUACAGUUCAUCAGCGAUGCAGGGUAGUGAUACUGCUGCCUUCGAGAACCAAACUGAUGAAUCUCAAUCCAUCCACCAUCAAAGGAAGCAUUCUGUUUCCAUCAGUUUGCCAGCUUCUCCAAUUGCAGAAAGCUCAAAGGACACAAAAAAGGUCCUUUUCAAAGAUGAUGGCGAAAAAUUUUUUGUUUAUGGAAAUCCAGAUUCUUCUGCUGCAUCCAAAACUGUUGAUCCACCACCAAAGCAAGUUAAAUUCCACUCUCAACCGAUGCCAAACGGAAGUGCUGCAUUUGGGGUUGCAGUUGACAUUCCAAACCAUCCGAGCUUAAAAAAGUUGAAGGACAAUCGAUAUGAUUCUUUCAAAACAUGGUCUGGGAAACUUGAGAGGCAGAUAUCAAAUUUACGUGGGAGGCCACGGGAAGAUCCAACGGAGAAUACUGUUGGACCAAGAGCAGAGAAAGAUGCUUUACCUGUAGACCGAUACUUUGACGCAUUGGAAGGGCCUGAGUUGGAGACUCUUAGGCCUUCGGAACAAAUAGUGCUCCCAGAUGAUAUAACAUGGCCAUUUCUUCUCCGUUAUCCCAUCUCUUCAUUUGGUAUCUGUCUUGGGGUUAGCAGCCAAGCAAUAAUGUGGAAAACUCUGGCGACCUCUGACUCCACAAGUUUUCUCCACAUAAGCAUCGAUGUGAAUCUUGUCCUAUGGUGCAUCUCUGUUGCUCUUGUAGUCACCAUUGGUUCCAUAUACAUUCUGAAAAUGAUUCUCUACUUUGAAGCAGUUCGUCGUGAGUACUACCACCCAAUUCGAGUGAAUUUCUUUUUUGCACCAUGGAUAGCUCUCCUGUUCUUAGCUAUUGGAGUGCCACCUUCACUUGCCAAAGACCUGCAUAAAGCACUUUGGUAUGUGCUCAUGACUCCGUUCCUCAUUCUCGAGCUUAAGAUAUAUGGCCAGUGGAUGUCAGGAGGACAGAGAAGGCUUUCGAAGGUGGCAAACCCUACAAAUCAUCUCUCGAUUGUUGGGAACUUUGUGGGGGCACUGUUGGGUGCGUCAAUGGGGUUAAAAGAAGGGCCUAUAUUCUUCUUUGCAGUCGGUUUGGCUCACUAUACAGUCCUAUUUGUAACUCUGUACCAGAGACUUCCGACGAAUGAGACACUCCCUAAGGAGCUCCAUCCAGUGUUCUUUCUGUUUGUUGCAGCUCCAAGUGUUGCUUCUAUGGCAUGGGCAAAAAUUCAAGGUUCAUUUGAUCAUGGAUCACGGAUCGCUUACUUCAUUGCCUUGUUCCUUUAUUUCUCACUGGCAGUCCGUGUUAAUUUUUUCCGAGGAUUCAAGUUCUCAUUGUCAUGGUGGGCAUACACUUUCCCUAUGACAGGCGCUGCCAUUGCGACCAUCAGGUACUCAAAUGAAGUAACAAACGUGGUCACCCAAGUUCUUGCUGUCACGCUCUCUUCCGUUUCCACACUCACAGUAACGGGUCUGCUUGUAUCGACAAUACUGCAUGCGUUCGUGCUUCGAGACCUCUUCCCUAAUGACAUUGCCAUCGCUAUUAGCGACAGGAAACCAAGACAUCAUCAUCAUCCUAGGAAGUGGUUCCAUUUAAGACGUGGAAGCUCGGACGAAAAUGAGAUUGAACAUUACUUGAAAUUCGCAAACUCUGAUGGAAAGGAUAUAGAAUCUUCUCUAGACCCUACCACUUCAGAUAGCAGUCAUUAA